UGCACGUCUUCCUCGACGGUCCCGGUUAUUCCUUCCACAAAUAGAGCACAACAACGCGACAUAGCGUUUUGCUGAUGUAAGCAAAUACUUCCGCCUCUGUUGACGUCGUUUACAUACUCGAACGUGGGGAUCCAACUGGAUCUCCCGAAGCUCUCCAAUUGCAACCCACCUGACACUCGCAGAGGCCGCAAUAACAGGUCGAACUUCAGUUGGGCGCGUACCGUCGUGCUCAUAACAUGCCCCCUCAUGUGGACGUGGUCGUAGUUUUCCGUGCCAUCCAGAAAGGAGCUAGCUUUUCUAAAGAGCAAGUGCGCCAGAAUGCUAUCAAGGCGGAAAAACAGUAUUCUAAGCUCAUUGAUACACUCACUCGAGCUGGCCUCAAAGCUGUUGGGAGACGCGGAGAGAGCCAGGGUCAAGUGCUUGUAAUGGUGACUUGCCCGCAGAACGUGCUUGCGAACCUUAUCCGUUGUGAACGAAACUCGGACUUUCUGUAUGGUCUUCCAAUGUCCAAGUUGCCAUCCACGAAUGAAUUCGAAUGCGCUCCACUAUCUCCUGCUGAUCGUAUCCGUUUGAUUCAUGGAUUCAUUUCCUCUACUCCCGAAGACAGAGGCUUAGGUAUCAUUCCAGGACGAAAGGAGUGGGAUCUCGUGGAGUCUGUAAUGGUACUUCACGAUCACGACUUCAAUGACCACUGGAUACGCCUCUGGACACGGCACCGGAUAGCAAGCGUGGAACUUGAAAAGAUUAGAGACCAGUUCGGAGAUUCCAUUGCGCUCUACUUUUUCUUCCUUACAGCAUACACGCACGCUCUCAUCUUUCCCGCGGCACUUGGCGCUAUCUUUUAUUUCAUCGGGACACCCUACUCUGCUUUAUAUUCCACUUUGCUCGUGUUGUGGUCAAUUGCGUUCGUCGAAUGGUGGAGACUGCAAGAACGUAUCCUGUCCGUCAGGUGGUGUACUCGUGGUUCGUGGCGCGUGGAAAAGCGGAGGGUUGAUUAUAUCCCGAGCUUCCCCUGGUGGAAGCAGGAGACGCGCAUGUUGGCUAGCAUACCAGUCAUCCUACUUUUUGCAACUAUCCUUGCGGUUAUAUUGACUGGCAUAUUCGUCCUGGAAGCUUUUGUGACUGAGCUUUACAAGGGUCCUGGUCACAGAUAUGUGGCUUUCACUCCAACGAUACUUUUCUCACUUCUUGUUCCUCGGUUACUCAACAUGUACCAGAAAUACGCCAGUAGUUUCACGGAUUGGGAAAAUCAUGAGCAUCAGUCGAGUCAUAGCAGCUCUCUUUCAUUGAAGGUCUUCACGCUCUCGGCGAUGAACGCCUAUCUUGGUCUUGCGCUGUCCGCAUUCGUCUACGUCCCAUUCGGCGAAAGUGUCAUGCACUUUGUCCAAUCCCACCUGUUCAUAGAAGGCCAUCGGGCCUUGGCUUUAUUGGAGAAAUUCAACGUCAAUUUUAACGCCACGUCGCAUUUCGGCGCCGGAGGAGGCGGUGGAAAGAAAGUCGGCGCGGCUGAACUCAGUUUAUGGGAGUCGGAUAGGAGUAACGCGCGACGCAAGUUGAAGUCAUCGAGGCUUCAAGAGCAGAUGUUCGCCUUUACGGUUACAAACCAAGUGGUGGACACCUUUACGGAGAUUGGCUUGCCAUAUAUCCUCCGUGCCGUAGAGUCGUUCCGCAAUGGGAAAGGUUUUCGCAAUGGUAGCGGAAGGGGACAUGGGAAGAAAAAGCGGGUGGCGUUUGAUGAUGAACCUGUGGGCCAGGAUACUCAUGGUAGAGAGGAACGUGAAUUCCUCGAGCGCGUCCGGAGUGAAGUGGCGCUACCAGAGUAUGAGGUGUUCUCGGACUACAGCGAGAUGGUAACGCAAUUUGGCUACGUCGCUCUUUGGUCGACGAUAUGGCCGCUUGCACCAGUGAUGGCGCUUCUCAAUAACUACAUUGAAGCGCGCUCUGACGCGUUCAAAAUCGCGGUGCACACCCGACGACCGAUACCUGUUCGGACAGAUACGAUAGGUCCAUGGCUCGAGUCCCUAUCAUUUCUAACAUGGUUGUCGGUUCUCACGAAUUCUGCUCUGGUAUAUCUCUUCCGUCCCCGUGGUCAACAGGAGCACUCGUUGGGGACCAUGAUGAAUGCGACUGUAACUGAGGAAUCGCAGCACCUGAAGCAUCACCGACCUAAUGGUCUUGCUGCAACCCGAGAACUUCUAAUGUCUGCCCUGUUAAUCGCGUUGUUGGCGUCCCAUGGCUAUCUCGUGAUACGUGCCGCCAUCCGACAUCUCUUGGACCGUGCCAUAUGGACAGGAAGCAAGGAGAUGAAAGAGGCAGAAUGCGUGGAGCUAGAGAUGAAGGAGAAAUACCUGAGUAGCCUCGGGCAGUGUGCACCUGGUGAAAAUGUGGCGUUGGAACACGAAAUCACUGGCGACAAGGAUGAAUGGGCCAAUUUUUGGACACUGGACGAGGGGAUGGCUGAUAUAGAGAAGAUGGUAAAAGAUGCUUGAUUCACGGGUUUGAGGGUUGAGAUAAUAUUUAUUUGGCACAGUGGACUUGGCCUUCUUGUUGGCGUUUUCACUUUUUGAGCGCGAAGUCUUUGUUGCAUCUCAGCCCUUGUACAACAGGCUGCGCAUAGCAUCAGGAGUCCUAUCUCCGGGCCAUUCGGACUAGUAUUGGACAGACCGUCAUUGAUGCUUUUCAAUGCAUGUCGAUCCGGAAGACCAGCGAAGACGACGAAUUCGGAACAGAAAGCAUGGGCCCUUUAUUGUACUCGGGCUUUGCUCCAUCAACACAUUGCAAUCCAACGCUUUCACGCAGUUGUUCUGGCUUCAAGCAUCAGUCUUACUAUCAGAGAACUUCGCGCAAUAUAUAUAUAAAGUAUUCUGAUCA
This is a messenger RNA of Suillus paluster, 2871 nucleotides long. Its product is annotated as calcium-activated chloride channel-domain-containing protein. Gene Ontology annotation, molecular function: chloride channel activity. Gene Ontology annotation, cellular component: cortical endoplasmic reticulum. NCBI's taxonomy places the organism in Eukaryota, Fungi, Basidiomycota, Agaricomycetes, Boletales, Suillaceae. The transcript is spliced from 5 exons. The record is from RefSeq and is a predicted model, not a curated record. Gene Ontology annotation, biological process: chloride transmembrane transport. Bases 237 to 2489 code for a protein of 750 amino acids.